Molecule: messenger RNA, 7155 nt
Organism: Porites evermanni
Lineage: Eukaryota; Metazoa; Cnidaria; Anthozoa; Scleractinia; Poritidae
Source: the annotation of a GenBank genome assembly
AUGGAAAAUGGAAACAUCACUGAUACACAGAUCACUGCCUCUUCUGAAUGGCGGAUAACUGGUGACUACCUACAUGCCUACCAGGGCAGACUACACUUAAAAACAGCGGGAGUCAUGAAAGGUGCUUGGGCAGCAGGCCGAUUAGAUGUGAAUCAGUGGCUCCAGGUUGACUUGCGCAGUUAUAACGCAAGAGUUACCGGUGUAGCAACACAAGGAAGACAGGACGGGAACCAGUGGGUUACAAAGUACAAGCUGCAGUUCAGUUUUGUCAACGAAACAGCCAGCUUCCAAACCUACAAGGAAAAAGGCCAAAAUAAAGAAAAGGCAAGUUACGCAGUUUUUUCCAUACCUCUUUUCCUACCAUGAAAGUCUUUAAGUAGGUUUGAAAGUCUUAGAGAGGGAGAGAAGGGGAAGGGGGUGAAAGAGAGAGGACAAUGUAGUAUUAUCAGCUAAAGCUGGAUUACAUAAAAGCGGUGUUAAAAAAUAUAUAUAUCUAUCUGCGGUUUCGAGUUAAUAUUAAUUAGUUUUGAGAAAAAUAUAUAUUCGUAAAACUAGAAAUUAACCUUUGAUAAAUUAAUUCUAAGCUAGGAUUAUAGUAAGGAAUCAAAGAGGCUGGGGAGCAAUCGGUCCAAUUUAGAUUGAAAAAAGUUUAUUGCUUUGCAUCCACGCAAAUCCUCUGGUAAUUUAUUUCAAAUAUAUGCUCCCAUAUAGCCAGAACGUUUUUUGCCAUAAUUGGUUUAGGGAAGAGGUAUUGAAAUCAAGAAAAGGAGCCCCUAGUAUCAUAAUUGGACCUCAUUUUCAAAACUUUUGUGCGUAGAUAUUUAUGCUAGGUGCCAUAUUGUUGAACACCUUCAUUUUAAUAGCGAGGAGCUUUAUUCUGCGCACAGAAAGGUUGUCCCAUCUUAGCCCUUGCAGCAGGGGGCCGGAGCUAGAAUCAUAACUGAUCAUCCGAGCUGCGCGGUUUUGUAGGUUUUGAAGCGUCAGAGCUAGUUCAGAACCCAAGCCCUCCCAAACAAUGCUGCAAUAGUCAAAGUACAAUUGGAUAAGAGACUUGUACAUUGUUUGGAGGUUCGACGGAGGAACGAAUUGCCUCACACGCUUAAGCGCUCCGAUAUUGCGCCGGUUAACAAUUCUUCCAUGAAUUUGUAAUUUCCUUCCAUGUACUGCCCAUGUUGUGAGCCGAAACAGCGGUCCAAAAAAUGCCCGAACUCAGGUGGACGGGGCCUAGGUGUUAGUUGUGUAAUUUAUACUAAUAAGUAAACUAACUGUUUCCCAAAUACGCGGAAAUGUAAAAUGACAAUGGCGUCACCCUGUUGCUAUGAAACUUCGAUAGCGAUGAAACUCCAUUUUAGGGUUACCAGUUUAGAGACAACCAAUGCAGUUGCUUCAGUAAAUAUAUCAAAAGAACUUGAAAAAAAAAAAAAAAAAAANAAAACUUUUGUGCGUAGAUAUUUAUGCUAGGUGCCAUAUUGUUGAACACCUUCAUUUUAAUAGCGAGGAGCUUUAUUCUGCGCACAGAAAGGUUGUCCCAUCUUAGCCCUUGCAGCAGGGGGCCGGAGCUAGAAUCAUAACUGAUCAUCCGAGCUGCGCGGUUUUGUAGGUUUUGAAGCGUCAGAGCUAGUUCAGAACCCAAGCCCUCCCAAACAAUGCUGCAAUAGUCAAAGUACAAUUGGAUAAGAGACUUGUACAUUGUUUGGAGGUUCGACGGAGGAACGAAUUGCCUCACACGCUUAAGCGCUCCGAUAUUGCGCCGGUUAACAAUUCUUCCAUGAAUUUGUAAUUUCCUUCCAUGUACUGCCCAUGUUGUGAGCCGAAACAGCGGUCCAAAAAAUGCCCGAACUCAGGUGGACGGGGCCUAGGUGUUAGUUGUGUAAUUUAUACUAAUAAGUAAACUAACUGUUUCCCAAAUACGCGGAAAUGUAAAAUGACAAUGGCGUCACCCUGUUGCUAUGAAACUUCGAUAGCGAUGAAACUCCAUUUUAGGGUUACCAGUUUAGAGACAACCAAUGCAGUUGCUUCAGUAAAUAUAUCAAAAGAACUUGAAAAAAAAAAAAAAAAAAAACCCUUCAAAUUAAUAUUUUAUGACCCCUAUAGUGUGAGUGUGUAGGUGAUCGGUUUUGGGGGACAGUUUGUUUGAAAAUUAUUCAUGCUUGGUUGAUACUAAGUAGCAAUGAUGUUUCUACUACAAUUGUAUAUAGAUUUUUAAUGGAAACAGUGACAAUAACACCGUUGUUCGUCAUAACCUGACAGAAGUUAUUAUGGCCCGUUAUAUUCGCUUUCAACCGACGGAAUGGCAGGGAUACAUAUCAAUGAGAGUUGAGCUCUAUGGCUGUCAUGCUGGUAAUGUAUUCUUUCUUUAUACUGUGUUUGCGCUAAUCACCCCCAGUCGCAAUGUUUUAGGCGUGCAUGGUAGCAAGAUAAAAAACUGCCAUGAACACUGAAUAUAACCUUUUGUUUAACACGGGAGAGCACUUUAUUGAGAAAAUAUCAUAACGUUAUAAAAGUAGGGAAAAGUUCAAUACGUGAUCAACCCAUGUCACAGAUUCUCGUCGUCCUCCUUCCCUAUAUCUUUCCCUUUCGUCACUUCUUCAGUCCCCUACACUGCACCAACGUAUUUUCACCAAGAGCAGAAUAAAACGUAAUAGAUUUAACUUAUUGAAUUCAAAUUACGUGGAAAUUGAUUUCAGAGAACUGGAAGAAGAUAAAUAUUGAGCCAGUCUGCUUUGGAGCAAAGGAUGACUCAUACGGGACAUUUAACAUCACAGAGAGUGGGGUCAUCUAUACGUUUAAAUUGGUUCAUCUAAGCGGCUCAGUUAGCUGCACCCCCAAACACCCUUUUUCCUACUGGGGAUGUGACCAUCCGACUUUUAAGGAAGAGAAAUUACUUACUGUCAUAACGUUUCAGAACAAGUCUGCUCUUUUGCUCGCAAAUUACAAAAAAACCCAGGGCGAUCGCUGUAGAUAUUAUUCGUACAAGAUAGAAGGUAUAGGUGUUAACGAGCCCGAACUUCGGUUUAACAUCCUUCCCUCUCCAAUAUCCGCGUCCGUUGGUCAAGAGUUUCAGCUUUGGUAUGGGNAGCUUUAUGAAGACAGAUAAAAAUGGCUAAUUUAUAAUAAAUAGACAGAGUCGGCCAUUGGGCCCGUUGUAGGACAUCAGCAGAUGCCAUGUCUUUCGGCAAAUGAAAGAUAAGUCUCGCAGCCAUGCAGUGAAGUCUUUCCAGGGACUGAAAUAAGUCGGAAUUGCAGCAAGAUCCCCAUAGUCUAAGACCAUAGGUCACUGAAGGCAAGAUGACCUUAAAAUGGAGAUCCUGACGAACGUUUCUAGGGAGAAAUCUCGACUUCUUAAGUAAUCCUAGUUUUUUAGCAAAUGAUUUUUUGAGUUCCAGCAUAUGCUGAGUCCAGGUCAGUUACUCAUCGACGGUCAUUCCCAGUAAUCGUGAUUUCGAUACCCAUUCAAUCGUAGAGUUUCCGAUAAAGAUCGGGGGAAUGUUAACCGGGGGAUUUCUUCUAGAGAUUAGCAUGGCCUCACUUUUACUUGGGUGGGGUGUUAAUCUGUUAAUGAGGCACCACUCGUUUAAUUCACGAAGUGCAGAAUUUAACUUGGCAAUACUUUUUUCUGCCGUGUCACUUAUGCAGUAAACCGUUGUGUCGUCGGCAAACAUAUAGACGGAUCCGGAAGAUACUGAGGACGGAAGAUCGUUCGUGAAAAGAGUGAAAAGUGUCGGCCUCAAGACAGACCCUUGAGGAAUUCCAAAAGAGACCGGUGUCAUCUCUAAAGUUGAUCCAUUAACAGCUGUGCAUUGCUGUCUUUCCUUUAAGUAACUUUUAAGCCACAAUUCAAAUAUUUCAUGAUUUUAGAGACUUUUAUGCCUUUCAACGCAAAGGCUUUGUUUUGUUCUUUUGUGUUUUUUUUAGUUGUUUGUCUUUUUUUCUUUUUGAGCGAACGUUGAACUCAGCAUGAUGCAAAGAAUUAGGGGGGAUAAUAAAUGUGCUGAUGUUUAUGCGUGGUAUGAGUGAAUCAAAACAUACUUGAAAACGACGCCGCGAAGCAACAUGCAUCUAGUGUUAAAUUUGUUACAAAUAUUUCAUGGUUUUAGUGACUAGGAUGCCUUUCAACACAAAGGUUAUGUUUUGUUUAAAUUGCUGAAUAGCACUUUUUCGAAAGUCUUUGCCACAACGCAACACAAAGGUUUUGUUUUCUUAUAGUUUGUUUGUUUGUUCGGUUAUUUUUUUUCUUUUCGCGCAAAGAUUGACCUCUGCAUGAGUCAGUGAAGAAGGGGUUUCUAAUUAUACCUUGUUUUAUAUGUUAUUAGAAUUAGACAAUUAGAUUCGUUUUCUGAUACAUUAACACCGACUUGUUAAAUCUACCUUUCCGCGUAUAAGAUACCAUAAACACUAUUGUAUGGGCAGGCACCGUCACUAAAAUUAUCCUGUGCUCUGCAGACCAGGUUUCAUUACACCUGUGAAGUGUACGUGGGAACUGGUCUUUUGAGCCGACUAUUUUCUAAAUUAAAAAUCUCUAAGUGAGGGGAGAUUUUUAACUACCGUUAUAGAAAGAGUAGAAAAUUUGGGAAACAUAUUUAGAAGGUAAGCUCGAUUUCCAGCCUUUUAAGGUAGUCCAGUAUUCACGCUGGUGUUCGUUUCUCGAAAGACCCCGUAAAUUUUCCGGACUGAACUGAGCAUUUUCUAGACCCUUUUCGACGGACUUUUCGAGUCCAAAGAGUUUUCGGAACUUUCAAUUGCCGGAAACGCACCCCUGGGCUCACAAAUCGGUUGAUAAUUUGGCGUUAAAAAUAACAUAAGAACGGGACUUUCUGAGAACCCCUAUUGUGGACCAAAUUUCUCUUUUUGUGGCCCGAGUUGUUCAAAAGGUGGGGAACGCUAUCCACCAGGAUAAAUCCUGGUCAAAAUGUUUGGGACACUUUGUGUUUCAGGCGAGGAAAAUGUAAUUCAAGUUGAACCCCCACUUUUACAUAUCUUGUACACUUUAAGCUACUUUAAGAAUCUCAACUUUGUUUAAGGGGCGGGGGGGGGGGGGGAUCUUGCUAAGGCCGUUAGCGGUAAAUUCCAUACAAAAACACUUGAAAAAGGGGGGGGGCCCCAAAACCUUUUGGCCAGGAUUGCAGUAGAUAACGCUAUUGGUUAGUCCUAAUUCUAAUCCACUGAACAGUGGCGCUAUCCAACGUUUGGACAACGGGGACCUGAGAUAUAAAAUUAACAGUUUUAUUAGUUAGGUUUCACGGUGCAUAUACAUGUACUUUUAAAUGGGAUGGGCAUAUUCAACUUAGCUUUGUCUUACAAAAUGUCACAUACCUAUUACCUAUAUUUUGCACUACUGUAGUUAAAUCACUGCUUGCUAGGAAUUCCACAUGAUUGUGGCUCCAGAGAUGGGGACAAUUUAACUACAUUCCAUCCUGUUCUUGAAAGGGACGUCUUAGCAAACAACUGAAAAGUUAUUUGGUUUUCACAUGAUGUCACUAAAAUUCUAACUACAGAUCCUGCUGAGAUUUUACUUUUGUCACGUAUUAGAGCAGCCGGAAACUAAUUUUCAUACAAAUUUUCGCUUCGGAAGGGUUCUUGGUUUUGUGAUAGAGUACGCUUGAAUUUCUAAGCUUUUAUGUGACGCAGCAUUUACAUGACUGCCGAGAGAGCUGUCCUGUAGGUAAGAAAGUGACUUAUUUCAAGGAAUUUUCCUAUCUAAACAGUUCAAGAAUUAGAAGAAGUAUUACUUUAAUGUUCAUGAGUUCCUGGACGAAUAAAUUCGCGCUUUGUAGCAAAACUCGGUAACAGAUGUUUGUUUCCGUCCGCCAUUUUGGUGCCCAUCCGGAUGGGCACCAGCAUGGCAUCUCCAUACAAAUCUUUAUAAAUUUGGACAAAAAAUUUCUUCGGAUAUCUCGAAUACGAAAUAUUCCUCAGAUCUGAAUCUUGGCGAGAGUAUUUGUAUAUUUUAACCUCUUUCAUUUUCCAGAUACUGGACUUUAUCUAUUGGACGGUUUUAAUUUUUAUUUUGAUCUAUUUUUAAUGGCGUGACACUGAAAACCGGCAAUUUAGCGUAAAAGCAAGAAAACAGGAAAUAAAUUAAAUGCACUAAUUCAGAAGAUCAACAACAACAGUCUCUCCAGAACGAUACUUUGUCUUAAUAUCUAGAUACUGCAUAGAAUACUUAAAGUGCACCUAACCCUUUAAUUUGUUUCGUUUUGGUAGAUUUCCACAUCUUUCAAGAACUUAUUUUCGAAAAGAUAUUUCAGAAAUAUUGAAUCCUUUUUUUACGAGCGCUAAAAGUUACUGAAAUUUUUAAAUUUUUGCGCGCUAUAAGCCCUGCUGGACAAAUUCUUGUCUCGUGGGCUCAUUAGAAACAAGCCAAUGAGAAGCGUCCAAUAUUUGGCACUUUUUGUAGCUGUGACGUAAGAAAAGGACACCAUUCCAAAGCACGAAGCAUUGAAAGUAUAAUGCGAUCGAAGAUUAUUUGUUAAGCUUACAAUUGGUAUGAAAAUAUGUCCUUUUCCUCCAAAAACCACAUAUUUUUCAACCAUUUUCUCUGUUUAACAAUAAAGCAUUGCCGCGAAUCUCCGCAUAUGUUUGCUUUUCUUACGUCACGCUCCAUAUUUGGACACAUUUGGCCGAGUGGGGGACUAAUGCGAACGAAAGGUAAAAAUAUCGACAAGACUGCGUUCACUUUUAGCGCUCGUAAAAAAGAAGGAUUCAAUAUUUCUGGAAUUUUUUUUCGCAAAUGAGUUCUUGAAAGAUAUGGAAAUCUACCAAAAGAAAACAAAUUGAAGGGUAUAUACGUUUAAAUUGGUUCAUCUAAGCGGCUCAGUUAGCUGCACCCCCAAACACCCUUUUUCCUACUGGGGAUGUGACCAUCCGACUUUUAAGGAAGAGAAAUUACUUACUGUCAUAACGUUUCAGAACAAGUCUGCUCUUUUGCUCGCAAAUUACAAAAAAACCCAGGGCGAUCGCUGUAGAUAUUAUUCGUACAAGAUAGAAGGUAUAGGUGUUAACGAGCCCGAACUUCGGUUUAACAUCCUUCCCUCUCCAAUAUCCGCGUCCGUUGGUCAAGAGUUUCAGCUUUGGUAUGGGGAAGACUUAAAGGACUGUUACGAAUCCGAUAACAGCGGUCAGACAUGUGCUGAUGUUUAUGCGUUCUACGUGUGA